CUCCAGGAUCUGCAGCAGGACAGGUUAAUAGUGGCAACGCAUGCGUGCGCAAAGAAAACAUGGAACAGAGGAAAACUGAGAUGCUGCGCUGAAUGAGGAAGAGGAGCUCUAUGGGGCUUGACUUAAAUAAAUAAAUAAAAAAAGACAUUUUUUCCUCUGUGGUGGUUUUAAUAUCAGUCAGAACCUGUUUGCUUUCUGCUGUAGAAGCAGCAGCGCUGUGGAUUCCCUGUUUAUCGGAUUUCUCUUCCUCAGAGCUGGAAAUCACAAUGCGCAAAACCUGACGGGAUUAAACAUAUCUGCCAAAAACUGUCAGUUUCAAGAACCUGAAGAUCUGAUUUCUCUCUCUUUUUUUAUUUGCCUCCCUACAACCUGCGGUAAACUUUUCCUCUCCCCGGCUCUCCCCCCUGCUCCCUUCCCCUCUCUGGGUGACAUCUCAGCGGGAUUCCUAUGAAGCCAAGCCUCGGGUGACUGGACUGUGCGUGGAUUUUCAUCUGCUCCCAGAAGGACAUCAUGUGGACUCCCACGGAGGACGAGAAAAUCGGCGUGGUCAUCUGCAACUUCCGAGGCUCAGUGACUCAAGGUUUGGCUCUGGAGGUGGGAGAGACAGUGCAGAUCUUGGAAAAAUGUGAAGGAUGGUACAGAGGAUUCUCAACAAGGAAGCCGAAUGUCAAGGGAGUCUUUCCUGCCAGCUACAUUCACUUGAAGAAAGCAAUCGUUACCAACAGAGGGCCUCAUGAGUCUGUGGUGCCUCUGGAAGACCCAAUUGUAACAGAGGUGACAUCAACUCUUCAGGAAUGGGCUUUACUAUGGAAGCAGCUCUAUGUGAAACACAAGGUGGAUCUGUUCUACAAGGUCCGCCACGUGAUGAUGGAGCUGAUCGACCUGAGGAGGCAGCUGCUGUCCGGUCACCUCACACAGGACCAGAGCAGAGACGUCAAGAGACACAUCACCGUCAGACUCGACUGGGGCAACGAACACCUGGGUCUAGACUUGGUGCCAAGGAAGGAGUUUGAGAUGGUUGAUGAAGACCAGAUAAGUGUGUCAGACUUGUAUAAAAUGCAUCUGUCCAGCAGACACAGCGUCCAGCAGAGCUCCACUCAGGGUGAGAAUAGUCGACAGAGACAUGGAGAACCCAGCAGGGUUCCUGUUCCUCACCACCUAUUGGUCAACCUGAAGAGCUUCACCUACAACAGCAUAGGGGAAGACACAGAUAUAUUUUUCUCUCUAUACGACCUGAGGGAGGGAAAGACCAUCAGUGAGAAGUUCCUGGUGAGACUUAAUAAGAAUGGAGGACCAAAGAAUCCGGAGAAGGUGGACCGGCUGUGUGCACUGUUCACGGAUCUGAGCAACAAGGACAUGAAAAGAGAUCUCUACAUCGUCUCACAAGUUAUUCGAACAGGUCGCAUGCUGCUGAAUGACAGUAAGAAAGGCCCGCCGCACGUCCAGUACCGCAGACCGUACGGCUGCGCUGUUCUGGCCAUGAGCGACGUGCUGCAGAUCAUCUCAGAGCUCAAAGAGGAAAAAGACUUUGUUCUCAAAGUUUACACGUGUAACAAUGAGAAUGAAUGGUACCAGAUCCAUGAAAACAUCAUCCGCAAGUCAAGCACCAAAUACACCGCACCCAGCACCAACUACGGACUGAUCAUCUCCCUGCAGCUGCUAAGAGGUGACAUGGAGCAGGUCCGCAGAGAAAACCCUCUUAUUUUCAGCAGAGGUGUAGCCAUCACUCGGAAACUGGGAUUCCCAGAUGUCAUAAUGCCAGGCGACAUCCGUAAUGACCUGUACCUUAAUCUGGAGCGAGGCGACUUUGAGAGAGGAGGAAAGAGUGUUCAGAAAAACGUUGAAGUGACGAUGUAUGUCAUCUACGCAGAUGGAGAAAUACUGAAGGACUGCAUCAGUUUGGGUUCAGGUGAGCCCAACAUCCCUGAGUAUCGCUCCUUCGUCCUUUACCAUAACAACAGCCCUCGAUGGAAUGAAGUGAUCAAGCUGCCAAUUCCCAUCGAUCGUUUCAGAGGAUCCCACCUCCGCUUUGAGUUUAGACAUUGCUCAACAAAGGAUAAAGGAGAAAAGAAGCUGUAUGGCUUUGCCUUCACUCCACUGAUGAGGGAGGAUGGAACUACUUUAUCUGACGAGAGUCAUGAGCUCUAUGUCUAUAAGUGUGAUGAGAAUACAACCUUCAGUAACCAUGCCCUCUACCUGGGUCUCCCCUGCUGUAAGGACGACUUCAACAGCUGUCCCAACAUCCCCUCCAGCCUCAUCUUCCAGCGCAGCACCAAGGAGACCUUCUGGAUCUCCACGCAGCUCUCCUCCACCAAACUCACUCAGAACGUGGACCUCUUGGCCCUGCUUAAGUGGAAGGCCCAUCCUGACCGGGUCAUGGACAUCCUUGGGCGUCUUCGACACGUCAGUGGAGAAGAAAUCGUCAAGUUUCUCCAAGAUAUUCUGGACACAUUAUUCUCCAUCUUGGAUGACAACACAGACAAAUAUGGACCUCUUGUGUUCCAGUCACUGGUUUUUAUCAUAAACUUGCUGAGGGACAGUAAAUAUUACCACUUCAGGCCGGUGAUGGACACAUACAUCCAGAAACACUUUGCUGGGGCUCUGGCCUACAAAGAGCUGAUUCGCUGUCUGAAGUGGUACAUGGAUCGUUCUGCUGAGGUGGUUCGACAGGACCACAUUCAGGAAGCUAUGAGGGCUCUGGAGUAUCUGUUCAAGUUUAUCAUCCAGUCUCGCAUCCUUUACUCCCGGGCCACCUGCGGCAUGGAGGAGGAGCAGUUUCGAACCAGCAUCCAGGAACUUUUCCAGUCCAUCCGAUUCGUUCUCAGCCUGGACAGCCGCAACUCAGAGACUCUCAUCUUCACUCAGGCGGCCCUGUUAAACUCAUUCCCUGCCAUCUUUGAUGAGCUGCUGCAGAUGUUCACGGUGCAGGAGGUGGCAGAGUUUGUGCGUGGCACUUUGGGCAGCAUGCCGUCCACGGUGCACAUUGGCCAAUCAAUGGAUGUGGUGAAGCUGCAGUCCAUAGCUCGAACUGUGGACAGCAGGCUCUUCUCUUUCCCUGAGUCUCGUAGGAUUCUGCUUCCAGUGGUCCUUCAUCACAUCCAUCUUCAUCUGAGGCAACAGAAAGAACUGCUCAUCUGUUCAGGGAUACUCAGCUCCAUUUUCUCCAUCAUCAAGAGCAGCUCCCUGGACACGUCGGUGCAGGAAGAGGUGGAGAUGAUGGUGGAAUCUCUGCUGGACGUCCUCCUGCAGACACUUCUGGCCAUCAUGAGCAAGAGCCAAUCGCAGGAGGCGGGGGAGUACGUUUCCUGCCUCCUUUCCCUUCUACGCCAGAUGACCGACAUCCACUUUCAACGCUUGAUGGAAAAUUUUCAAAGCAAGGAUGAGCUCAAGGAGUUCUUGUUGAAGAUUUUGUGUGUCUUCAGAAACCUGAUGAAGCUCAGUAUUUUUCCUCGUGACUGGAACAUCAUGAGGCUGCUGACCAGCAACAUCAUCCUGACCACAGCUCAGCAGCUCGCUCCAGCUUUGCACAAGAACUUUGCUGAAACAGACUUUGACUUCAAGGUGUGGAACUCCUACUUCAGUCUGGCCGUUCUCUACAUCAACCAGCCGAGUUUACAGCUGGAGAACCUGAGUCCUGCUAAGAGGAAGAAGAUCUUAGACAAAUAUGGUGACAUGAGGGUAAUGAUGACUUAUGAACUCUUCAACAUGUGGCAGAAUUUGGGAGAGAAUAAGAUCCACUUCAUUCCCGGUAUGAUCGGACCGUUCCUCGGAGUGACGCUGGUCCCUCAGGUGGAGGUGAGAAACAUCAUGAUUCCGAUCUUCCACGACAUGAUGGACUGGGAGCAGCGCAAAAAUGGAAACUUCAAACAGGUGGAGGCUGAACUGAUCGACAAGUUGGACAGUUUGGUGUCAGAGGGAAAGGGUGAUGAGAACUACAGAGAGCUGUUUGGGUUGCUAACCCAGCUGUUUGGGCCUUAUCCCAGUCUUUUGGAGAAGAUUGAGCAGGAGACGUGGAAAGAAACAGGAAUCUCAUUUGUUACGUCGGUCACACGGUUGAUGGAGCGGCUGCUGGACUACAGGGACUGUAUGAAGGGAGAUGAGACAGAAAACAAGAAGAUUGGCUGCACAGUGAAUCUUCUUAAUUUCUACAAGUCAGAAAUCAACAAAGAGGAGAUGUACAUCCGUUAUAUCCACAAACUGUGUGACAUGCAUCUGCAGGCUGAGAACUACACUGAGGCUGCAUUCACCCUGCUGUUGUACUGGGAGCUGCUGCACUGGGACGAGCGACCAGUUAAAGAGUUCCUGCAUUAUCCUGCUCAGACUGAGUGGCACCGGAAGGAGGGUCUCUGCCGCAAAGUCAUCCACUAUUUCAACAAGGGAAAGUGUUGGGAAUAUGGGAUUCCUCUCUGUAGAGAACUGGCUUUCCAGUAUGAAUCUCUCUAUGACUACCAGAGUCUCAGCUGGAUACGGAAAAUGGAAGCAGCUUAUUAUGACAAUAUUAUGGAGCAGCAGCGUCUGGAGCCGGAGUUCUUCAGGGUGGGAUUCUAUGGCAGAAAGUUUCCUUUCUUCCUCAGAAACAAAGAGUUUGUCUGUCGUGGCCAUGACUAUGAGAGGCUAGAAGCCUUCCAGCAAAGGAUGCUGGGAGAAUUCCCACAAGCCAUUGCAAUGCAACACCCGAAUCAACCUGAUGAGGCCAUUCUGCAGUGUGAUGCACAGUACCUCCAGAUUUACGCUGUAACACCGUUUCCAGAAAGCGUCACUGUCCUUCAGAUGGACAGAGUUCCAGACCGUAUCAAGAGCUUUUAUCGAGUGAACAACGUUCGCCGAUUUCGUUAUGACCGUCCGUUCCACAAAGGACCCAAAGACAGAGAAAACGAGUUUAAGAGUCUCUGGAUAGAAAGAACGACUCUGAUCCUCACACACCCUCUGCCAGGAAUUUCCCGCUGGUUUGAGGUAGAAAAGAGAGAACUGGUGGAGGUGAGUCCGUUGGAAAACGCCAUCUCUGUGGUGGAAAACAAGAACCAAGAGCUGCGGACUCUGAUCAGUCAGUACCAACACAAGCAGCUGCACGGGAACAUCAACCUGCUCAGCAUGACGCUGAAUGGAGUCAUCGACGCUGCUGUGAACGGAGGCAUCGCUAGAUACCAGGAGGCUUUCUUUGAUAAGGAUUACAUCACCAGCCACCCGGAAGACACAGAGAAGAUCACGCAGCUCAAAGACCUCAUGCAGGAACAGGUCCACAUCUUAGGGGUCGGCUUGGCUGUGCAUGAGAAGCUGGUGCACCCAGAAAUGCGUCCGCUGCACAAGAAGCUGAUUGAUCAGUUCCAGAUGAUGAGGAGUAGCCUCUUCCAUGGCUUCUAUGUUACCUUUCAGGGUCCACCUGGUUUUGAUAAGUCAGGUUCAGGCGUCAACAGAGGAAUCCUGACCUCUCACAACCCAAUGAGCCCAGAGAGCUUCAAACUCAUGCACCGACACAGUCCCAUUGCUGUUUUGACUCCAGUGCGCAUUUCCUCCCCUUCUCUUUCCUCUAACUCCAGUGAGGCAGGAAAUCUGCUGAUUCUGGCUGAUGGCAUGGUGGUGGAGAACCCUGAGGACUUCUAUCGCAUGCAGGCGAGUCCCUCCUCCUCUAGUCUUAGCUCCACCCACUCUGCGCCUCCUCAGAUGAUAAACUCUGUCUCUUCCACAAUGAGAGUGGGCUCUCCUUCUCUGCCAGACAAGUACAGGCACAACAGAGAAAUGUUGAUGCUGCUUCCACCGCACAGAGAGAGGCCGAGCAGCGCUAUGUACUCCAACAUUACAGAGAACGGACAGCCACCAAACUUUCAGAGAGCUUUGUUUCAUCAAGUAAUCGGUCCCUGUAAGCCCUGCAGUGACCCCAACCUCUCAGUGGCUGAGAAAGUCCUCACCACUCCUAGCAGUUGGAGUUUGGACAGUGGCACCAGGGAGGCCCUGCCUUUCCUCUCCUCCCAUGUUGGCAGCGUGAUGGCUCCACCGGUUCCACCUCGGAACGUUCUUCAUGGGCAACACCUGUCGAUGCACUUUGACGCUUUCCACCACCAGGUCAGCGACCUCCCUCCAGCUCUCCCUGCGCGCUCCUUAAGAAAGUCUCCCCUGCACCCUAUACCUGCCUCGCCCACCAGUCCACAGUCCGUCCUGGAUGGCAGUAACUCCACACUCUCAGGCAGCGCCAGCUCUGGAGUCUCCUCCCUUAGUGAGAGCAACUUUGGUUGCGCCACCUCCUCCUCAGAACCCCCAGCCAGCCGCACAGACACCCUGGAGUCCGCCCCCAGCAGUCAGGCCUGGACCACCGACCAGGAAGACUUGGACUCUCCUUAUCAGCCCGUCAGGUACAGCAUGUCUGAGCCAGACGUCCUGGAGGGAGUUAAAUCUCCUCCCUGCCGCAGCAACUCUGCCCCAGGAGGAGUCAACCCGGCCCAGGUGGCCUAUCAGAUCCAGUCUCAGGCUCCAGGAUUGAGCUGCUCUGGAGCUCCACAGCCCCAACAGCAGGAUGGGCUGCAGCAGCAGCAGCACCUGUUUUACCACCACCACUUUCAUCCACACUACAUCCCCCACAAUCCUCCGCUUUAUCAUCUCCAUGAGCCCCCUCCUGCUGUGCCUCCUAAACCCUACCUCAGAGAGGGCUGCAUUCCUGAGGAGGACCCACUGAUCACGCAGUCCGGACCACAGCGCCCUCCUGUACCUCGACCAAUGCCACGCAAGAUCUCCCAGCCCAUAAUCGCAGCAACCAAGGAGGAACAAGCUAAGGUGGCGUGGGAGCACGGCAUCAGUGAGGAGUGAGGUCUGGAAAUGGCUCAGAGAAACGGAACAGGAACUGCUUGUUGAUCAGAAACAUGAGAGGGAACCAAACUGGAUCAGAAACAAUCUGAUUCUCCUCUGAGGUCCUGCAGGAACCACUGAUUGUUCAGCUGAUCUGUUUUCUCUCAGACUGUCCUGUACAGGCAGCUGACAUGUUUCAAUAUCUGAACAUUUUCCUUUCAUCUCUGGAUAAACUGAUGCAGCCUCAUUCAGCAUCCAUCAGGAUACAGAGACAUUUCCAAAUGCUGCCACUUCCCCAAAACUGUACAGAUGUUACUGAUUCGAAUUUUAUUUACAAAAAUAAUCAAACUUCAUCCUACUGAUAGGAAUUUAAAAA
Messenger RNA from Cyprinodon variegatus (sheepshead minnow), 7153 nucleotides. RefSeq names its product dedicator of cytokinesis 3 (gene dock3). The coding region runs from base 511 to 6798 and encodes 2095 amino acids. Gene Ontology annotation, cellular component: cytoplasm; plasma membrane. NCBI's taxonomy places the organism in Eukaryota, Metazoa, Chordata, Actinopteri, Cyprinodontiformes, Cyprinodontidae. The record is from RefSeq and is a predicted model, not a curated record. Gene Ontology annotation, biological process: small GTPase-mediated signal transduction. The transcript is spliced from 54 exons. Gene Ontology annotation, molecular function: small GTPase binding; guanyl-nucleotide exchange factor activity.